ACUUGAACAGAAUGGGGGAAAGGGUGUUCAUUGCCCUCUCUAGCUUGGUCAUUUAAUUCGUCAUUUCCUCCCUCAAUCGUGUGAUCUGCUGUGUGAAGCUUUGAAAAGCCAAGCAAAGAAGAGAGCUAGUCAGGGGUGUGGUGAAAAACGAGAAUACCCCAGCUGGCUGAGGACAAAACAUCUUGGGCGGGGUUUUUUAAUUCUUUCCUCAUGCUCCCAAAGGAUCUGAAAAAGGCAGGAAAAAGCAGCGUUGAGUGAGGAGCAGGCUUUGUUCCGAUCAGAAUCACAAUUUAGGGUGAGUGCUCACAUAAAUGGCAUCAUUGAGCAGCACAAAUGAGGAGAAUCUGGAGGAGAGUGAGUGCAAUGAAGAUGUUAAAAAGGUGGAGCCGGGGGAUCCAACCAUCGAGGCAUCCGAGCUGCUGCUUCCUCAAGAUGUUUUAUGUGACUCCUGCAUGGACGGCCCCUGCAAGGCCCUCAAAUCCUGUCUGACCUGCCUGGUGUCUUACUGCGAGGCACACUUGAGACCACAUCUGGAGAACACCAAAUUUCAAAACCAUCGUCUGGUUGAUCCUCUCCAUGACAUUGACUGCAGGACUUGUGAGGUUCAUCAUCUUCCUGUGGACCGUUUCUGUCUGACUGACGGCUGCUGUGUUUGUCCAGACUGUGAGACUCAGGAGCAUCAAGGUCACACGGCUGCAACAGUAGGAGAGGCUCGCACACAGAUUGAGGUUGAGCUGCAGAAGAAGCAAGAAGAGAUCAGCCAAAGUGCUGCAGCUGCUGAGAAAGCCAUUGAGAAGCUGCAGAGCAACAAGGAUUCGAUUAAUUCUUCAGUGCAGGAGGUUUGCAUUACUGUUGAGGAGCAGUUCCAAAAGCUGCAGAUUACCAUGGAAGAGGCCAGAAAAGGGGCGGUGGACUUGCUGGAAGGAGAAAAGAGAAAAGCACUCAAACAGGCAGAGGGCAUCCAGGUACAUCUGGAGCAGAGGAGAACAGAGCUCAUGAAAACUUUGGGUCAAAUCAACAAACUCUCCAAGUGCAAGUCUGACAUUGACUUCCUGCAGGACUAUUCAGAGUGGAAGAAAAGGCCGGCAGAUUUUUGUCUUCCUGCUGCUUACAUAAACCGCAUGAACCAUCUUACCUCUUACGUUCAAGUGGUGACUGAUGUGACGCAGGAGCUGUGCGACCUGAUUCUGACAUCUUACAAAGAAAAACUGGACCUGGUGUGGAAAAGUUGUGCUAAAUCCCAGAUGCCAGAAUCUCCAGCUAUAGCCCUGCCUGAUCCUGAGACACGAGAGGACUUCCUGAAAUACACAAGGAGUUUGACCUUUGACCCAGACACCACCCAUAACUUCCUGCGCGUAAAGGACAACAACAGAAAGCUAACCAACACCAGCCCCUGGCAGCACAGCUACCCUGACCACCCUGCUCGCUUCGAGUACUGGCGACAGGCGAUGACCGUGGAGAGCCUCUACCUGGGGAGACACUACAUUGAAGCAGAGCUGAGCGGUGAAGGUGCACAUUUAGGCGUCACAUGCAACAGCAUUGAUCGUAAAGGAGAGCAAAGCACUAGCUGCAUCAACGGUAAUGACUUCUCCUGGUGUGUCGGGAGGAACAGCCGAGGUUUCUUUGCCUGGCACGAUGGUGUGGAGACGUGCUUGGAAGGCUCUGGUAUCACAAAAGUUGGCUUGUAUGUUGACUUUCCCAAAGUAGAGGUGUCUUUCUAUGAUGUUACUGGUCCUAUGAGACUCCUACACAAAUACACAGCUAACUUUACAGAGCCUUUAUAUGUAGUGGCAUGGCUAUCGAAGAAAGACAAUGUGGUUUCUCUACUGGAUGCAAAAUGAGACAUUUAUUACACAUUAUAAUGUUUUCUCUUUGUUCAGGUUUCCUGCACACUUUUAACGAUCAAAUUCAAGACUUUUUAAGACCUGAACUGAGGAAAAUUAAUACCACUUUUUGCACAGCAAACGGAAAAUCCAGACCAGGGCUGAAUUUUCUCAUUUAAUGAGUGGUUUAUAAAAUGUCCAAUGACAAAGACAUUUUUUUACCAUAAAUGCCCAAACUUGAUGGUUUCUGGCACAUUUAAUUCUUUAUUCUACCUAUAUGCCAAAUGGUAAUAUUUAUUGCAACACAUUUUUGCAGGUGUGCUGAUCUGAUCCUUAACAGUUUAAUAAAUAAAAGGCAGAGUGAUGCUUUUUGUCAGGGAAGCCCUUUUAAAAUGAGGGUGGGCUGCCCAAAGCCUAAAUGGGUAGCCCAGAGGUUAGAGAACUGGACUAUCAAAGCAAGUACUAUGAAAUAAGAGAGGAGUCUGGGGUACUCUGCCCAGGAAAUUCUACAGGAAAAAAGCUCAUCCUUCAUGAAAACAUUCUAAUUGAGCUAAUGUAGCUCCGUUAGCUGAGUAAGCUACAAAGACAACAUAGCUAAAGCAAAGCUUACGCUAUGUAGCGUAGCUAUGUUGAUAACAUAAAUAUGGUAUUUUUAUCUACAUUUACCAAGGCUUACCUUGCUAAUGCUAACUUAGCUACAUUUGCUUAUAUAAUAGUUUUAACUAUGUAGCUAGCUUUAGCUAAAGCUAAUGAUGCUAAUAAAGCGAGCCACCACCUAGUACAACUUCUUAAAUGGGUUGAUACUAGGGAUGUCAAGAUUAAUCGCAUUAACUGUGACAAACUACGAUCCACAAUUAGUACACCAUUAUUUUUAAAUUGCAAUUAAUUGCAUGCUCUAUUGGCCCUUUAAACACACUGGUGAAGCCCAUUAGCUUCUCUCUGCAACUGCUGUGAUGUAAAAUAAGUCCACCACUGCUCCUUAUUGUCUCAUUUCACUCUAAAAACUCACAGACAGCUCAGUGGACACGUCAGAAGUUAACUGAACCUAGUGUUAUCAAAUAUUUACCUUUUUUACUGUCCUUUCUUUCCUUUUCAAUCCAUGACAAGCUCCUUUUUUCUGUGGUCAAGUUCAUGUUAUAAUCCUCUAUCAACCUUUCCAAACAGGAAGUCAAUUACCCAAGUUUACAACAUUGGAAAAUAAAAAAUGACACAUGCACAGUUUUAAAUGCAAAAUAGUGGAAUUUAAAAGUGUUAAAUAAAGGAUGUGAUUAAUCACGCUAAAUUAAAGAAAUUCUGAGAUUAAAUGCAAUAAAAAAAUUAAAUCUUUUGACAGCCUUAAUGCAUGAUUUUCUGCAGAAAUCGAGUAGUACCUAUGCCUUACACUCUUGUGCAGUCUAUCACUUAAAUGUGCCCAGAGUCCAAACUGAUUUUGGAAAAAGAGCUUUUUGUUAUGCUGCCCCCACUGCCUGGAACACGAUACAGACUGAACUGAAAAUGGCUGAACUGGUUUCAUUCAAAGCUUUUCGUUCCAUUUUGCUCACCAGGCAGCGAGAAUCCUAUGAACAAUGCCUGUGUUCUUAAUUGUAACUGUCCUCAAAAAUUAUUGCUCUUCCAUUGUCAAGUUGUUGUUUUUUGAUAUAGUUAUUGGUUGUAAUUUUAUUGCCUAAACCUUUUUAACUUUGUAUUGAUAUUUGAUGUGUGCUGCUGACCUCUUGGCCAGGUCGCCCUUGUAAAUGAGAUCCUGAUCUCAGUGGGAUUUAUCUGGUUAAAUAAAGGUUAAAUAAAAAAUAAAAUAAAUAAAAUAAAAUGAUUUAAACCCA
This is a messenger RNA of Cheilinus undulatus (humphead wrasse), 3643 nucleotides long. RefSeq names its product tripartite motif-containing protein 16-like. The record is from RefSeq and is a predicted model, not a curated record. Bases 312 to 1841 code for a protein of 509 amino acids. Gene Ontology annotation, molecular function: zinc ion binding; protein binding. NCBI's taxonomy places the organism in Eukaryota, Metazoa, Chordata, Actinopteri, Labriformes, Labridae. The transcript is spliced from 6 exons.